AUCAGCCCUCAUCUCCAUCAUCCAUCAUCCAUCUACUCUACAAUCUCAACAUCAACUCAAACCAACCAGCAUGCAACUCCAACUCCCCCUCAUCCUCCUGACCAUCGCCACCUCCGUCUCCGGAUGGACAGUGAGCGGCUUCACCCAAGAAAACUGCCCCGGCAGCGCCGCCCAAGAAAUCACUAAAUCCGACUCCACCAAAGGAUGCUACAAAUUCACCGGCAGCCCUGACAUCAAAGCCAUCAAGGCUUCAUACAACCAGGCGAAUCUGGUCGUUUUCGGCUAUCCGAAUGAUAACUGCAACUCGGCUACGUACUCGGUGCAGAUUCGACCGAAUCAGUGCUUCUAUGCUCCUGGGGCGCAUAUUGCGUCGUUCAAGUCGUUCAAGGUUGCUGCUGCGCCGUAGAGUGUGAGUUUGAGUCUUUUUUGAUGAAAUAUAGGGGUUUUUUGAUGUUUAAUUCAGUUGGAUAUUUGAUGACUGGGUUAUGAUAUGGGAUAUGUCUAUGCUUGAUUGAUGAGAGAAUACGAAUGAUGAAUAUUGCAUACAUAAAAUACGAAGUAAUUGUAAGUUUCAAUACAGCAGGAUUGCAAAUUGCCACAGUCCAAGUACAGAAUCUUUCCCCGAACAAAAUAGGUCCACCUGGAAGAUUUGAAGCCUUUUGAAUGGAGGAGAAGAGAGUUUCGCCCUCUCCACGCGAUGUUCCACGCGGUUCGUGCAUUGGCGGCAUUGGGUAAGUCG
Aspergillus wentii DTO 134E9 is the source of this 739-nucleotide messenger RNA. RefSeq lists its product as uncharacterized. Bases 71 to 406 code for a protein of 111 amino acids. The transcript has a single exon. The record is from RefSeq and is a predicted model, not a curated record. Lineage: Eukaryota; Fungi; Ascomycota; Eurotiomycetes; Eurotiales; Aspergillaceae.